CAGCCUGGCUGUCACCUUCCUUGUCUCGUCAUCUCCUUUCAUUGCUUCUCAAAAACCAAAUUCCAUUUUCCAUUUACUUGAUUUCAAUUUUCAAAUUUCCUCACACUUUUUAUGCUACAUUUACGUUUCUAUUGAAUUUCAAAUGGCGUCUUCGAGCUCCCUCGGGAGCUCAAUUCCCGCUCCAGAGGCCGUUCAAGUUCUCGUUUCUUCGUUAGCGGAUGAAUCGCCGAUCGUUAGAGAAGCAUCCAUGGCUUCGCUUAAAGACAUUUCUCCACUGAAUCCUCUCCUCGUCCUCGACUGUUGUUCCGCUAUUUCUCGAGGUGGCCGUCGGAGAUUUGGUAAUAUGGCUGGAGUUUUUCAAGUAAUGGCAUUUGGAGUUCGUGCUUUAGAUAAAAAUGACAUUGAUGCUUCUUAUAUUGCCAAGCUUGCUAAAAUUGUCACUGCUGAGAUCAUCUCUUCCAAGGAACUCAAUUCAGACUGGCAAAGGGCAGCAGCAAGUCUACUUGUUUCUAUUGGCUCACAUCUGCCUGACCUUAUGAUGGAAGAAAUAUUUCUUCAUUUGUCAGGACCAAGCUCAGGUUUGCCAGCUAUGGUUCAAAUACUUGCUGAUUUCGCUUCUGCUGAUGCUUUGCAGUUCACUCCACGUUUGAAAGGUGUCCUUUCGCGAGUUCUACCUAUUAUCGGAAAUGGAAGAGAUGCCCACAGGCCAAUAUUUGCAAAUGCUUUCAAGUGCUGGUGUCAAGCUGUAUGGCAAUAUAACAUUGAUUUCCCUUCAGAAUCCCCCAUUGAUGGUGAUGUCAUGUCAUUUCUAAAUUCUGCUUUUGAACUUUUAUUGAGAGUUUGGGCUGCUUCACGGGAUCUUAAGGUUCGGGUAUCUUCUGUGGAAGCAUUAGGUCAGAUGGUUGGCCUUAUCACCCGUUCACAUUUAAAGGCAGCUUUACCAAGACUUGUCCCUACUAUAUUGGAGUUGUAUAGAAAGGAUCAAGAUAUUGAACUUAUUGCAACCUAUAGUCUUUAUAAUCUCCUGAAUGCUUCCUUACUUCCAGAAACAGGCCCUCCUUUGCUAGAUUUUGAGGAGCUCUCAGUUAUAUUAUCCACUCUCCUCCCUGUCAUUUGCAUGAAUAGUGACAGCAAAGAGUGUUCAAAAUUUUCUGUGGCUCUGAAGACAUACAAUGAAGUACAGCGUUGCUUUUUGUCAGUUGGCUCCGUAUACCCUGAGGAUUUAUUUUCUUUUCUUCUGAAUAAAUGUAGAUUAAAGGAGGAGCCUUUAACUUUUGGCGCCCUCUGUGUUUUGAAGCAUCUUUUGCCCAGGUCAUCUGAAGCUUGGCACAAUAAAAGGCAUUUGCUAGUGGAUACUGUAAAGUUGUUGCUAGAUGAGCAAAAUUUAGAUAUCCGAAAGGCUCUCUCUGAGUUGAUUGUGGUGAUGGCUUCACAUUGUUACCUGGUUGGGCCGUCAGAGUUGUUUAUCGAGUAUCUUGUAUGCCAUUGUGCUUUACCAGAACACGGAAAAAUUGAUCUUGAAAGCUCCCAGGCAAGCUUUGGUCCAGCUAUAUUAACUAUAAUAAAACCAUUUGGAUGUUUCACUUUAAAAAUCUGAAAAUUCAGUGUGAAGACAAGAUCAACUUGUCCAAAAGAAUUAAGAGCAAUAUGUGAAAAAGGUCUUCUUCUUGUAACUAUCACAAUUCCUGAAAUGGAGCACAUUCUUUGGCCAUUCCUGUUGAAGAUGAUCAUUCCUCGGGCUUACACUGGUGCAGUUGCCAUAGUAUGCAGAUGCAUUGCAGAAUUAUGCAGACAUAGAUCUUCUUAUAACCAUAAUAUAGUUGGUGAUUAUAAAGCUCGUGAUGAUAUUCCAAGUCCAGAGGAGCUGUUUGCACGCUUGGUUGUUCUUUUGCACAACCCUUUGGCAAGGGAGCAGCGUGCAACUCAUAUUUUAAAAGUCCUCUCUUAUUUGGCACCUCUCUUUCCGAGGAGCAUCAACUUGUUUUGGCAAGAUGAGAUUCAAAAAAUGAAGGCGUAUAUUAGUGACCCAGAAGAUCUUAAGCUGGAUCCUUCCUAUCAAGAGACCUGGGAUGAAAUGAUAAUCAAUUUUCUGGCAGAAUCUUUGGAUGUGAUUCACGACAAUGAUUGGAUGCUUUCUCUGGGAAAUGCUUUUACCAAGCAAUAUGCACUUUAUACGCCUGAUGAUGAACAUUCAGCAGUCCUUCAUCGGUAUUGGUUUGAAUUUUGCUUUAUUGAAUUCACAGAAGAAACUACUAUGGCCCUUUUCUGUAGGUGGGGUGGGAUGAUGUUAAAAAUCUGGCAAAAGGGAAAAGAUUAUUAUAAUAUUUUUAUCUGUUAGGAUGAAGUAGUAAAGGAAGACUGGAGGGAAGGAGAAGAGGGGGAAUGGAUGAAAAGUUGAAGAGGGCAAAGGAGAGGGACUGUUCUAUGGUCUUUGGGAUUGCUUAAAAUGAAGAAAGAAAAGGAAGGGAUAAUUAUAAACCUUUUUUGUUUGAGGAAUGAAAUCGUUGAAUUAUCGUAUUUUGCUCUGCAUUUAAGAAAAAGAAUACAUGAUUUCUUUUAUUUCAUUCCAUAUGGAAGUCAUACAUUAAUUCCUUUUCAUUUUUUGUAACUGACUUUUUUUUAAUGUGUGUGCUUAAGAAUGGAGGCUAUCAUAACAUCUUAGCCUAUAGUUAUGCAUUCUGAGUUAUAAUUUUUGUUAUUCUGGUAGCUGCUGGAAAAUCUUGUGUUACUGGCAGGAAUUUAUCUGUUAUAUCAGUCUUACAGACAUAUAUAUGAGAUAUGGACAUUAAAUGUCAGAUGCUAUUUAAAAAGUUUUUCAAAUUUCUUCUAGAGGAUUGAUGCA
Molecule: messenger RNA, 2842 nt
Organism: Gossypium arboreum
Lineage: Eukaryota; Viridiplantae; Streptophyta; Magnoliopsida; Malvales; Malvaceae
Product: protein SHOOT GRAVITROPISM 6-like
Cellular component (GO): cytoplasm
Source: RefSeq, a predicted model, not a curated record